Messenger RNA from Coniophora puteana RWD-64-598 SS2, 489 nucleotides. RefSeq lists its product as uncharacterized. The transcript is spliced from 4 exons. NCBI's taxonomy places the organism in Eukaryota, Fungi, Basidiomycota, Agaricomycetes, Boletales, Coniophoraceae. Gene Ontology annotation, molecular function: NAD+ poly-ADP-ribosyltransferase activity. The coding region runs from base 1 to 489 and encodes 162 amino acids. The record is from RefSeq and is a predicted model, not a curated record.
AUGCGUGAUAUAAAUCGAAGCCAACAAGUCCAGAACCAUACUUCUGGUGCAGCCGAGCAAUACCUCUUCCAUGGAACCAGACGCGCCUGCCACAUCGGCGACGAUAGGACGCAAAUUAACCCCUGCAAUCGCAGUGACUGCUAUCUCUGCCACAUCAUCAAAUGCUCGUUCAGUAUGGCUCAUGCGAAUGCCAAUGGCAUGUUUGGCCCCGGGAUUUACACGAGCAGCGUAUCUUCGAAGUCUGACGGAUACGUGUGGAACCACCACAUCCACUCGCACAAACAUGCUAUGUUCUUAAGUAACGUCGUAACUGGCAGAUCUCAGAAGCUAUACGCGGCAUCUCACGGCAGGCGCUCUCCUGAUAAUGGCUAUGAUUCUGUAGAGGCAGUCACGCACAAGCACGGUGGAUCGGUGGAUUACCCAGAGACUGUGGUUUACCGGGAGGACGCAAUCCUGCCAUCUGUGGUCAUAAUGUAUACUCGGCACUAG